AUGAAUGACCUGCCAGUGCCUACAGUGAUCAACACAUUCCACAUACGGGCUGUCGUAGAAAGAAUCAGUUUUACCUCAAGAUCAUCUGUUGAAACUGGAAAUGGGUUUGAGAAAGUGAAGAUCAACGUGCCUGUUAGUUUAUGCGGUGAGCCACAAAGCAAGGACCUUGAGAUCUUUGAACUUUCUUCUCAGAAGCAGUCUUAUACUCACAGCAGGAGUGAGUCAGUUUGCAGUGUUGUCUCUUCUGUUGAUUAUGUUCCUUCCUUGACAAGUGAGACACAAAGUUUACCAGUGAACCACCAAAGCUACAGUGAGAUGUCUCAUGAAAGUGAGUGCUCUGUAACAACAAUGAUGACUUCACAUACCAUAAAGUUGGUAGAGGAUCUCAAAAACGGAUCUAAAAAAGAGAAGACUGCUGCUGCAGCUGAGAUACGCCAUCUCACCAUUAACAGCGUUGAGAAUCGUGUUCACAUUGGGCGUUGCGGUGCUAUCACUCCACUGCUGUCACUUCUAUACUCGGAAGAGAAGCUAACACAAGAACAAGCAGUCACAGCUCUCCUGAAUCUUUCUAUUAGUGAAGUAAACAAAGCCAUGAUCUUGGAAGCUGAAGCUAUAGAACCGCUUGUUCACGUUUUGAACAGAGCCAAGGAGAAUGCAGCAGCUACAUUGUUCAGUCUGUCUGUUCUGCAAGUCAACAGGAAGAGAAUAGGGCAGUCUAACGCGGCGAUACAGGGUCUUGUGAGUCUUCUUGGAAAGGGAACGUUUAGAGGAAAGAAAGAUGCUGCUUCUACUUUGUUUGAUCUCUCUAUAACUCAUGAGAACAAGACUCAUAUUGUGCAAGCUAAGGCGGUUAAGCAUCUUGUGGAGAUGUUAGAUCCGGAUUUGGAGAUGAUUGAUAAAGCAGUUGCUCUUCUUGCAAAUCUUUCUGGAGUUGGAGAAAGGCGUCAAGUGAUUGUGAGGGAAGGUGGGGUGCUGUUGCUUGUUGAGACGGCUGAUACAGUGUCUCAGAGAGGGAAAGAGAAUGCAGCUUCAGUGCUGCUUCAGUUGUGUCUGAACAGUCCUAAGUUUUGCACUUUGGUCUUGCAAGAAGGUAUACCUCCGCUUGUUGCCUUGUCUCAGUCUGGUACACAGAGAGCAAAAGAGAAGGCACAUCAACUACUCAGCCACUUCAGGAACCAGCGAGAUGCAAGGAUGAAGAAAGGUAGAUCAUGA
Raphanus sativus (radish) is the source of this 1212-nucleotide messenger RNA. Its product is annotated as U-box domain-containing protein 3. The record is from RefSeq and is a predicted model, not a curated record. Gene Ontology annotation, cellular component: nucleus; cytoplasm. Gene Ontology annotation, molecular function: protein binding. Lineage: Eukaryota; Viridiplantae; Streptophyta; Magnoliopsida; Brassicales; Brassicaceae.